CGAGUCUCUUGCCGUACACAUUCAGCUCCUCGCCAUGGGUCAGGCAGCCUCCUCAACAUCCACACCCACAUCAUGUCCCGUGCCACACGCAUCGCAGCCUGCAGCAUGCCCCAUCCAGCACGAGACACGCGCAUCCACCUCGUCCGCACCCGCGCAGUGCCCAAUAAGCCACGACCCCGCACCCACACAAUGCCCGAUCAGCCAUGAGAACGACGGCCUCAAUCCGCUGAAUCAGAUGCCUACGCUCUCACAGGCACCCGCUGCGCAUCAGCAAGUUGCGCUGCCCACUGCACGCUCGGUGUCCUCUAUCCCUCGCGACGACGAAGUGAAAUGGGAGUAUCCUUCGCCGCAGCAGUUCUACAAUGCGCUCGUGCGGAAAGGUUGGGAGACCCCCGAGGAGCACGUCGAGACGAUGGUGCAAAUCCACAACUUCCUGAACGAGCAGGCAUGGAAUGAGAUCCUGAGGUGGGAAAGGAAGGAGAACCCAGGUGAGGACCCACAACUUGCAAAGUUCAAGGGCCGGCCAGGCGAACUCUCGCCGAAGGCUCGCUUCUGGCUAUUCGCAGGAUGGCUCCUACCAUCGAGAUUCAACACGGAGCCACCUUUUGACCGACAUGACUGGAUUGUCCGUCGGAGAAAAACGGGCGAGGAAGUACGUUAUGUGAUCGACUACUACUCCGCCCCUCCAGAGCCAGACGGCUCUCCGGUAUUUUCACUAGACGUCCGUCCCGCACUGGACAGCGUCGGCAGCGUGAAGCAGAGGAUUGCUGCUGCUACGGAGGAUGUGUGGUCAUCCUUUAAGGACGAUAGCCCGGCCGGCGUUACCAGAAGUGCAUGAUGUCGCCGUGCUCCGCCGGGCGCACCUGCUUCGCAUCACCCCCCCUCAGCCUGUGAUUCACUUCCACGGCCGCAACUAUAGAGAUCGCCUCGACAAAAACUAUCUUAUAGCAUGGAUGUCUUAGAUAGGUCUUCAGCAUCCUGUAAUGUCAUUACAUACCAUCCACG
This is a messenger RNA of Postia placenta MAD-698-R-SB12, 1005 nucleotides long. RefSeq lists its product as hypothetical. Gene Ontology annotation, molecular function: holocytochrome-c synthase activity. The coding region runs from base 35 to 838 and encodes 267 amino acids. The record is from RefSeq and is a predicted model, not a curated record. The transcript has 3 exons. Gene Ontology annotation, cellular component: mitochondrion. Lineage: Eukaryota; Fungi; Basidiomycota; Agaricomycetes; Polyporales; Adustoporiaceae. Gene Ontology annotation, biological process: cytochrome c-heme linkage.